AUGACACAUGCCUGGCAGGUUAUUCUGUUAAAUGCGAUAGAAGGAGGUUUUUCGGCUAUUGCAUACGUGGGAGCUCACUUUAUUCUCGGAUCUUGGUAUAAGAGAUCCGAACUUGGCAUUCGUGCUGCUGUGUUCUGUGUUUUUGGACAUAUCGGGACCAUGGCCGGCGGCUGGAUCCAAGCCGGUUUGUUGGCGACGUUGGCGGGCAAGGGUGGUCUUCCUGCUUGGAAAUGGAUAUUCAUCAUCGUGUCCGUGAUGACGGUUCCGGUUGCGCUAUUCGGCUGGAUAUUCAUUCCCGACCUCCCAGUCCAUCGCGCGGCAUGGUUCCUCAACGACGAACAGAAAGAGCAUGCAGUGGCGCGGCUUGGUGCUCUGCGCAAACAGUCCUGGGACGUCACGGUCUUCAGACGAGUGCUACUGAUAUACUCUCUUUGUGUGCAGAUGCUUUCGAACAAUGUCAUGGCUUAUUGGAUGGCAUCCCGCGGCUACACGGUGAUUCAACAAAACAAUUAUCCCACCGGCAUCUACGCAACUGCCAUAGUAGGUACCAUUGUCUAUGCAGUCAUUUCUGACAAGCUACAAUCUCGAUGGGAAGUUUCCAUCGCCAUUGGUCUCACCUUCGUGAUUGGAUCUUCAAUCCUCGUGUCAAGUCCGUCCACGAAUGCAGGCUACUUCGUCGCAUUCUAUCUACUGGGAACCACCUACGCACCUCAAGCGGUUUGGUACUCAUGGAUGGCAGAUGUCACUGGACAUGACUUCCAACUACGCGCCAUCACGACUGGAUUCAUGAAUUCCUUCGAUUUUGCUUUCGUUACUUGGUGGCCCCUGAUCUUCUACCCUGCUACCGCUGCACCUAAUUUCCACAAGGGGUAUGUUGCAAGUCUGGUGACUGGGGCUUUGACACUUCCAUUGGUUGGUUUGAUUGCGUAUCUUGAGAAAAGAGAUCGAUCCCGGGGUGUCAUUGGGAGGAUUGAGGAUGAGUCGAUAAGUGGCGAGGAGGAGUAUUUGCGAGACGAUUCGAGGAAGCCGGUUGGUAGCCCUGCCAAGGUGCGGGCAACGGAGAUAAACGUGUAA
Penicillium brevicompactum is the source of this 1074-nucleotide messenger RNA. Its product is annotated as MFS general substrate transporter. Bases 1 to 1074 code for a protein of 357 amino acids. The record is from RefSeq and is a predicted model, not a curated record. Lineage: Eukaryota; Fungi; Ascomycota; Eurotiomycetes; Eurotiales; Aspergillaceae. Gene Ontology annotation, biological process: pantothenate import across plasma membrane. The transcript is spliced from 4 exons. Gene Ontology annotation, molecular function: pantothenate transmembrane transporter activity. Gene Ontology annotation, cellular component: plasma membrane.